Molecule: messenger RNA, 330 nt
Organism: Brugia pahangi
Lineage: Eukaryota; Metazoa; Nematoda; Chromadorea; Rhabditida; Onchocercidae
Source: the annotation of a GenBank genome assembly
AUGAGAGCUGGGAAAGAAAUGGAGAUGCUAGCGAAUGUUGGAAAAUUGUUCAGAAGUCCAGUCGAGAAAUAUGACCUUGAUUCCUGUAUUUGUGACUGCAAGUUCUUGCUCAGUGCUACACUUUAUUCAAUCUUCCUUCUGUGGACACAGACAAUGCCGCUCAGGGAGAUAGAAAAGAAGGCUGGAGCAAACGGACAACAUCACAAAGUUAAAAAUUGUCUGAGGAAGAGACAAUUAACGUAUUGCAGGUUGAGCGACAAAAGAAUUACGUCUUGGAGCAACCGAGUUAUAGUGGACAAUGCAGGAAGUAAGCAAGCAGAUAACCAAUAG